AUGACAAAAAUUGUUCCUUUCAAAGAUACUCGAACAGAAGAAGAGAAAUAUUCCUACAGGAAGAUGAUAGCCCAAAACAUGAAAGAUAAAAUCUAUCGAACAUGGAAAGAGGCAAAGAGCGCAAAAAGAUGGGAUGCGAAUCGGGAAUGUUACUUGGAUCCAAAAGGAAACAUCGUUGUUGAACCUUCAUCAGUCACUGUUGAAACACUCAUUGAGCAAUUAGCAGAAGAGGAAGAAGAAAGACAGAGACUGUGGUGGGGAACAAAAGAUGAAGAAAAAGAAAAGGAGAAAGAUUUGCAGUUGAAAAAGGUCAAUGAUGGGAUAAUCGACACGACUAAAGAAUUCACAGCAGAUAACCUAAAGAACAUGGCUGAUAAAGUUCUUGCAGCAAAAGAGUUAGAGGUAGACUCUAAGUCUAGUUCUGAGUCACAGAGCAAGGUCAGUUCAAAUGAUUUAAUAAAUGGAUCAGGUAAGACUGAAAAGGCCAAAAGAGAUAGUGACUACAAAAAUUGCAUGAAAAAUUGCAAGGUUUGUAGUACACAUGCUUACCUCAGCGGUAAAAGGACUGAAGAACUGACAGAAAGAGUCAGACAAGUUGAAAAUCAAAUCUUGAGUCGUGACAAAUUGUUAGAAGCUUCAAAUGAGAGAAUCAAAGAAUUAACUGAUAAACUUGAAAAAGAUAAAAUUGAAGUAGAAAAACUUAGGAAGGAAAAUGAAAAGUUAAUUCAUGAAAAUCGUCAACUUUUUGAAAAUCAUGAGAAGCUAAAGAAAACAAUAAAAGAUUCUGAUGAAAGAAACAGUAAAACGAGCAAAGAAAAUCAACAACUGUCAGGAGUACUUCAGUCGAAAGAAAAACAAAUCAAUCAACAGUUGGAUGAGAUUGCUAAUCUGAAGCUUCAUUACAACUCCGCAAGUUUUGUUCUCCAACAUAUUGUCCCCAAACCUAUUGGGAAGAACAAAGUUGGUGAAGAUGUAUACUCAGAUGGAACUAGGGUUGGGUAUCAUCAGGUUCCACCGCCAGUAUUGAAUAAUUUUUCAAAGAAAAAAUCUGGGUUAGUUAACGAAGAUGAAACACAUGAGGUUAAACUUCCAGAAACAAUCGAUGUCACAUUCACUUCAUCGUCCGAUAAAGACAGUGGAUCGGAUAAGUUGUAUUCGGAUCUUGAAUUUCCUUUGGAAAAUGUGAAUGUUGACAAAUUGGAGCUUCCAAGAUCCAUCUCGCGUUGGGUAAUGGAUAGUGGAGCUUCUCGGCACAUGACAGGGAAGAAAACCCUAUUGUACGAUGUUAGAGGGUUUAAUGGAGGAUAUGUGGGAUUUGCAGGCAAUCAAGGUGGUCGUAUAGUUGGUGAGGGAACUCUAUCUAAUGGUAUUGUCACGUUUGAAAGAGUGAACUACAUCGCCGAGCUGGAAAACAAUCUUCUGAGUUUUUCUCAGAUCUGUGAUCGCAUAAGCAGUGUCAGCAGCUUGUUAUACACUCAACCGGGUUCUUACAGUAAAGAAGUUCAACAAGACGUGUUUCGAGUUAAUCAAAAACCACAAACCUAA
This is a messenger RNA of Helianthus annuus (common sunflower), 1545 nucleotides long. RefSeq lists its product as uncharacterized. Lineage: Eukaryota; Viridiplantae; Streptophyta; Magnoliopsida; Asterales; Asteraceae. The coding region runs from base 1 to 1545 and encodes 514 amino acids. The transcript is spliced from 5 exons. The record is from RefSeq and is a predicted model, not a curated record.